Molecule: messenger RNA, 1596 nt
Organism: Penicillium brevicompactum
Lineage: Eukaryota; Fungi; Ascomycota; Eurotiomycetes; Eurotiales; Aspergillaceae
Product: H3 histone acetyltransferase RTT109
Exons: 1
Coding region: 1-1596 (531 amino acids)
Biological process (GO): DNA damage response
Cellular component (GO): nucleus
Molecular function (GO): histone H3K56 acetyltransferase activity
Source: RefSeq, a predicted model, not a curated record
AUGGAGGAUCUGGCAGAUCUCUUGGCCAAAGUGCUCCCCACUGGGGUUGAGAUCACCCUUCGUCAUGUAUCCUCAACACCAACUCCAUCCGAUGCUCUCUUCGCAGCUGCGCCAGGCCAGCCUGCCGAGCCGACCUUUUGCGAGAAUCAUUUCCUCUCGGCGUCAAUUGACUCCAAGGAUGAAGAGACUAUUAUUUUCGGUAUGGAGGUCAUGGUCUAUAACACGGCCCACUUGACCACCAUCUUCGUCUCCAAGGCUGACUCGACCGGCUUCCUGCAUCUACUCCAAUUGCCACGCAAAGUCUCCAUUCUUCGACUGAUUUCCAACACUUUCCUCUCCUUUUUGGCCCGGGCUCGUCAACGGCCCGGCGUGCGUCUCGUCGUCUCGCUGUUUGCCCGUGCUCAGGACCAAUACCUGUUCCCCGGUAGCAUUGAAAAUGCCGAGAAGCACGUUCUAGACGAUAGAGGUCUGAUCAAAUGGUGGUGUCGCGCUGUCGACCCUAUUCUCCGUGAGCACGAACCCGAGUCUGCGCUCCAGGAAACGAAAGCAUCAGACCAAACCAUUGAAGCGUCCAAAGCUUCGGCUACGGCCUACUUGAUCGUCCCUAGCUGCGAUCGCUUUGAGACGCGCAAUUUCUUUCCAUCUUCGGCCAAGGCCGACCCGCAGGAUCGCCCGCGAUGGCUCAAUAGCUACCCACUGAAACAAUUGUACCACGAUCCAUCGGCUCCCCCGCGCUGCUUGGUACCUCGUUUCCCGGAUGAUCCCAAGACUCGUUUCCUCGUCGACCUGGACGACGAGCUCCCUGAAGUCGAGGAAGGCAAGCCUGCUUUACCAGAUGCAGGACGCUGGCGCAGUGUUAAAUCCCUCGAUCAAUUCUGGGAGAUGAUGUCUUUCCGCCAAGAAUGUUCGGCUGGUCGUCUGGUUGGGUUUUUGUGGCUGGUCAUCAAUCCUCCCGGUCUGAUGAACUCAACAUCAAUGGAAAGCCAAAAGCGCGUCUCUCCUGAAAAGGACGUCCUCUUACAUGCACAAGAUUGCAACCCUCCUGUCACAGAGGACACGGGGAAGCUUUCUGGUACUUCCGAAGCAAAGGAAGAACCGGCACAGGCAGCAGCGAUUCCCAUAGCCCCGCCGACGUCUUCCGAAGUCCCCCAGAACGAGGAAGUAAUCAAUCCCUUCGAUUGGCCGGAAGUCGGACGUGGCAACGUCGUGCUCAGCGAGGCAGACUAUAAAAAGAUGAUGGACACCGUUCUAGACAACUUCUAUGACGAAAAUGAGAUUGUGGCUAGCACUAAAGCCUACGUUGAACAAGUUGCAGGUCUCGCAGACCAACUGACAUGGGGCAAGAAGGUCGUCGGUAUCAACACAGAGUCCAGUGCCGUUCAGUCCACAGAUGCUACCAGUGCCAACAACAUCAUUGAUCUGGGACUGAUCCGCAAGCGAAAGAAGUCGUUGGGCGAGGCAGCUGCAAUUAUUGAAAGCCAAGAGACGAGCGGGUCGUUUGACACUCCUACCCCUGCGUCGGCUUCAAUCCCAGAAUCGGGAUCGGCUGUCAAUGUCCUCAGCGCUGGCUUAGUCCGGAAGAAGAAGAAAACAUGA